Anas platyrhynchos (mallard) is the source of this 1293-nucleotide messenger RNA. RefSeq names its product lysozyme g. Gene Ontology annotation, biological process: peptidoglycan catabolic process; defense response to Gram-positive bacterium. Gene Ontology annotation, cellular component: extracellular region. Gene Ontology annotation, molecular function: lysozyme activity. Lineage: Eukaryota; Metazoa; Chordata; Aves; Anseriformes; Anatidae. The record is from RefSeq and is a predicted model, not a curated record.
CUCAGACCUGUGGCAGAAGCUGAGCUGAAGACAAGUAGGUUGCUUUGUGUGCUCAAGAAGAACUACCCCAUGAGCCUGACGCUCGUGCUGCUGGGCCUUGCUGCCCUCCUGGGUGCUUGCCAGGGCCGCACGGAUUGCUACGGCAGUGUAAACAGAAUUGACACCACCGGGGCUUCAUGCAAAACUGCAAAACCAGAGGGCUUAACCUACUGCGGAGUUCCAGCUUCAAAAAAGAUUGCUGAACGAGACCUGAAAGCUAUGGAUAAAUACAAAACACUCAUUAAGAAAGUGGGUGAAAAGCUGUGUAUUGAGCCCGCUGUGAUUGCUGGUAUCAUCUCUCGUGAAUCUCAUGCUGGUAAAAUACUCAAGGGCGGCUGGGGUGACAAUGGAAAUGGAUUUGGCUUAAUGCAGGUUGACAAAAGAUACCAUAAACUCCAGGGGACGUGGAAUGGAGAAGCCCAUAUCACUCAGGGCACGACGAUACUUAUCAAUUUUAUAAAGAGAAUACAGAAGAAGUUCUCAAACUGGACAAAGGACCAGCAGCUGAAAGGUGGGAUUUCUGCCUACAAUGCCGGAGACGGGAACGUCCGAACCUAUGAGAGGAUGGACAUUGGCACUACCCAUGACGACUACGCCAACGACGUGGUCGCUCGAGCCCAGUAUUACAAGCAGCACGGAUACUAGGCUGGGGCCCCUGCACCGAGUGACUUCCCCACCAUCACAAAACACAAAGGAAGAAGGUGCAUCCAAGUCCAUACAGAUGCAAGAGUACAGGAAUGGCUUACGUGAAACAAGAAUUUGCAGGCUACCACUCCCAUUUAUAGAAACAAUAUUCAGUGAGACACUCGUUAUGUAGUUUCUUUAAAAGCUAUAUGGUUGGGAUUUUACAAAGGGAAUAUUAACAGAAUCUUGUGUGCUAUCUACAUAUUUCUCUUAGUUUUGAGGCCGGUCUUAUUGCUUUGAGGCCUAUCUUGCAUUGCUAUUGAUAACACUCUGCCUUCCAGAUCUUAAAGUGCAUUUCUGCUCAAACCUGUCAUUCUCUAAAGAAAUCAAAAGGCAAAAUACUUCCUUGGGUAUCUGCUUAAUGAUUUAUUUUUUUUUUCAGAGCUGCCUGAUACUUACUUCAUAUUAUGGAAUAGUCUUUCUUUUUUUUUCUGAAUUCUAUUUUUUCAUAUAAAUGCAUAGAACAGAGAUGGGUUUUUCUGUCAGUUUUCAGUUAUACAGGGAUAAGCAAAUAGAAAAUGAAUAAACGUCUUAUUAGCAAAUGAAACAGGAAUCCAGUGUACUCAUAUU